AUGGAAUCAAAAUAUGCCAUGAAAUUGCAAGAUUGUAUUCCCAUCAUUACAAAGCCCAAUCCGGAAAAUAACCAUAAUCUUCCAUCAAACUCCAAGAAUGAAUGUUCUUUAAUAGGAAUAAAGUGGAAGCCGUUCCCAAAGCUUAGAAAGGUGGAUCGGAGAUAUGGGAAGAGGCCUCUUCCUUCCGAUGCAUCGGAGGAGAAAAAGGAAGAGGACAUCUUCUCCGCCUACUCCUCCGCUCGUUCUGAACAAGAUAUAUCGGCCAUGGUGUCUUCCCUAGCCCAUGUCAUCGGCCCCGCUGAUGAAAAGUCAGCCCAGGUGCAAGCAAACCCACUAAAAGUGCCGGAAUCCGGCAUGAGAGAGCUGGACCCUUCUCAACCACCUACUCAGGAUCAAGGGAACUCGAGGAGAAGACAUUACAGAGGAGUAAGGCAGAGACCAUGGGGAAAGUGGGCAGCGGAGAUACGUGACCCAAAGAAGGCAGCUCGAGUGUGGCUCGGUACUUUUGACACGGCCGAGAGUGCAGCCAUCGCUUAUGACGAGGCAGCACUCAAGUUUAAAGGAACCAAAGCCAAGCUUAAUUUUCCUGAGCGAGUGCAAGGCAGGACUGGGUUGGGCUGCGUACUAGGCCGCCAUGACUCUAGCCAUGCUGCUGCUCUUCCUAACCAGGUCCUUGUUCCUUCUGCUCCUGCUCCUGCUCCUUCUCUGUCACAGGAAAUGUACCCAGACCUCCUUCAGUACGCCCAACUUCUUUGUAGUAGGGACGAAGAUCUACCAUUCAUUGCCUCGAAUCUAUACAAUCCGGAAUCCCUUGUUUUGCCGUCUUAUUCUUGGACAACGUCUUGGUCGUCGUUGUCGUCAACUUCGGUGCUUUCUCAACAACAACAGCAAGAUCUUCUGAGCUUUUCAUCGCACUUCGGAAGCUCUUCUUCUAGUUCUGAGCUUCCUGAUCAGCGGAGGGAAUCAAACAGCAGAGACCCAAUAGAUUAGCGAGUGAGAUGUAAGGAAUUUGGUUUAUGCUCAUUCAGUAUUAUUGUACGGGAUUCUUGUUAAACAUCUUCCUUGGAGGAUUAAUUCCAUUCUUCGUCUUAAGUUAUUGUGUUUUUUUUUGGUC
This is a messenger RNA of Nelumbo nucifera (sacred lotus), 1114 nucleotides long. RefSeq names its product ethylene-responsive transcription factor ERF113. The record is from RefSeq and is a predicted model, not a curated record. Gene Ontology annotation, molecular function: DNA-binding transcription factor activity; DNA binding. Gene Ontology annotation, biological process: ethylene-activated signaling pathway; regulation of DNA-templated transcription. Lineage: Eukaryota; Viridiplantae; Streptophyta; Magnoliopsida; Proteales; Nelumbonaceae.